Messenger RNA from Etheostoma cragini (Arkansas darter), 3655 nucleotides. It is a transcript of the gene ttbk1a, whose product is annotated as tau tubulin kinase 1a. NCBI's taxonomy places the organism in Eukaryota, Metazoa, Chordata, Actinopteri, Perciformes, Percidae. Bases 2 to 3187 code for a protein of 1061 amino acids. The record is from RefSeq and is a predicted model, not a curated record. The transcript is spliced from 10 exons.
AAUGGGUCGCCAUGACGACCUGUGGUCACUGUUUUACAUGUUGGUUGAGUUCGCCGUUGGACAGUUGCCAUGGCGAAAGAUCAAAGACAAGGUCAAACUACUUCCAUCAGUUACUGUGACCACGACAUUUUCAGCGGGGCGGAGCUCCUCGGGCUCCUCGUCCGUGGUCCCCGACGUGGUUGGCUGGAAGUCUCGGAGCUCCGCCUCCUUGUCGAUGAUCACCCACUCCUUGCUGUCGAAGUCCUCCUCCUCGGCCAGCGGCACCGAGCGGAUGAAGGCGUUGCUGUGCGCCUCCUGGUCCACCGACGCCACCGACAUCUCCUGGCGCCCGCUGGCCUGCCGGUCUCCACGGCAACCAGGGUCCACAGACAGCAUCUGGGCGUCGGCGCGGCCCUCGGCUGCAGACAGGCGCUCAGAUUCAGGGCUGUUGAUCCGGCGGUACCGCCUCUCCGGUGUCCCCGGCCAGGGGGACGCCCGUCUCUCCGGGGGGGCGGCUAGGCGGUACCGGCGGGGCGUUCUCCUGAUCGCUGAGAUGUUCGUCCUGCAAGACGUCGUCCGUGUUCUCCCGCUGCAGAUCUCCAGGAACCGGCGUCACGAUGGCUCUCUGGACGAGGAGCGGCACCCGGCGCGGCCCAAUCAGCUGCGGCGGCUGGCCUCCUACGUCUUCUCCUCCUCCACCCUGGAGACGGAGCAGUACCCGCACGGAGGCGGCAGCUUCAUCCAGAGGAGCCGCUCGGCGGAGAGCAGCCCCGCCCACCUCACGGCCGCCGGCGCCGCCUCGGUGCGCCGCCGCCACGCCGGCACGCUGCCGCCGCCCGGCAGCCCGCGCAGCAGACACUCGGUGCUCAACGUGUCGCGGACACAGCUGCAGCAAAUUACCCAGCGUACCUCGGGGGUUCGCGUACCCCCAUCUGGGAAGCCUGAGUCAGACCAGGGACCGGGAAAAUGCAUCUCUGUGACGCCGCCGUGGCCCUGGCAACCUGCCGUGGACCUGGCAACCUGCCGUGGACCUGGCAACCCGCCGUGGCCCUGGCAACCUGCCGUGGACCUGACAACCCGCCGUGGCCCUGGCAACCCGCCGUGGACCUGGCAACCCGCCGUGGACCUGACAACAUGCCGUGGACCUGGCGACCCGGAGGAGCUGAUGAUCUCUGCGUUCUUCAUCGGUUCUUCGGCUGAACUGAAGGAGCCGUCGCCGAGGAAUGCAGGUCGUCCCGGCGACCACGCUUUUUUGCACCAAGACUUUGGCCCCGAUCAUCCGAGCAAUACACCGACACCGCUUCACCGACACAUGCCCAGGGUCCCUGAACGCCUCGCUGUGAUUGCAGCUCCAUUAAAUGUUGUGUGUGACGAGAGGAGUGUGAUGUCGCCCACGGAGCAGAGCAACCCGUCGCCCCCCUCCCCCGACUAUCGUACCAAGGGCCAAAGCGACGACAAGGAGCACUUCCACAUCCUUCCCCAGCUCCAGGCCAAGAGGGCAGACUUCCUCACUGUCAUGCUCACAGGAACCUUGCCUCAGCGCCGGAGCUUUGUCACGCCUGACGAAGAAGUCCAAGAACCUCCGGGGCCAAAAGAUGACGACGUCACGAAGAGCGAGUCAAACAGCGAGGCCAGUCAGAAGAGCACCGAACGUAGCCAAGACGCUGCGCCUUCGACGCUCAUGGCCGAGGACCAGAGGGGCCAAAAGGAGCACGCCUCAGUUGCGGAUGCAGACCCUGACCUGGAGGAUGCUUCCAAAACCCUCGUCCUCUUCUCACCUGGAGACACUCGUAAGUCUCCAUCCGGUUGUGAUCACGGUAUAGAGGGCGAGCUUGCCACACCGUGUACUCUCAACUCCCGUACCGACCGCCUCCUGGUCGGCGAGGUGGGUCAACCUGAACCCUGUGAGACUGGCCGUUUGUCCCCCGCCCUCAGGUCAGACCUGAAGCCAUCCACUCCCAUCGCUCCGGCGUCUCCACCCUUCACCAAAGUUGAGCGCACUUUCAUCCAUAUCGCAGAGACCUCACACCUCAAUGUAAUGUCUUCCAAUGGUCACUCUGCCAGGGACAGUGACCGGGAAGUCUUGUCCAUCAUGAAGACCGUGGCGGCGGCGGCUGCAGAGGAUGACGCAUUACUGACGGAAGAGAUUCCAGGGGAGUCUUUGCCAGAACAACCCCAAACUGAGGAUGGUCCAUCAUCUCUCCUGGCCCUGUCUUUGGAGCCAGUCCCAGAAGCUAUGUCACCGGUUCUUGCACAUACAGAUCUGUCACAGGAUCCUAAGAAACAGCCAUUAUCCAGCAAAGAAGCUGCCAAGCUUCAGACAACCGGAUCAGAACUACCAGCUGCUACGAAACCACGAAUCCGCAGCCGAAUCCCAGUUCUCAUCUCUGAAGAGGACUCGGGCUCAGAGCAGUCGUCCUCCCUCUUGGCUCGGGCUCGGCUUCAGCAGCGAGCCAGGCAGCUGGACUUGGCCCGCAUGCUGGUCCAGAAGCAACAGGGUCGCUGGAUGAGGAGGAGGAUGCUGUCUGGGACGUCAUCGUCUGUGUCCUCUGGGGACGAUGAGCGCCGACGGGCUUCCGAAACUCUGUCCACCACCGGCUCAGAGGAGGACACGCAUACCUCGGACGAGUCCAGGAGGAGUGCCCGUCUUAAGCCGACUGAAGAGCAAGGCUCCAAGGAUUGCCGGAGCCGGAUCCCGAGGCCCGUUACGCCCGUAAUGAGGCCGCCAGGGGGGCUUGGUGCUGUUGCUCCUUCUCCCCUCUCUUUGCCAGACUCCAGCACUACCAAAGGACCAUCAUUCUUUACCAACGGGAACCAGAAAAUUGGACUAAGCACUGUCAGCACUCAACGGAAAUCCAAACCCGUUUUACCGAGGUCGUCCUCGUCAUGUACCCGUCCAUCCGCUGGCCCGUCCGGGAGCCCUCGCAUGCCGCUGCGAGUCCUGUUUGGAACCCGACGCAGCCUUAGCUCCAACCACUGCAGGACUGACAGCCCCUCCCCUCAGAGAGUAUGUCCGUCCAGGCAACCCCUCUCGGUUCGAGCCCCAACUGUCCCCAUGCUACCGCCCAGGACUACCACAACCAUGCGGCGCAGCGUCUCGCAGGAAGCCCAGACCUCCUCUGGCACCACGCCCGCCAGGACCCGGCCCAAAGCAGCCGGCGUGGCUAAGGGGAAGCCUGCCAGGGAGAAGGUGGUGCCCGCUAGAUAAUACAAAGAAACUCACAGCUGAGACAUGUUUGUGUAUAAUCAGUCUUCGGACAAGCUACGCCUCAAAGGUUCUCACCUCGUUCCACAUUAGACUGAUGUUAUAAUCGCCUGCUUCAAUUCCUUUAAAGGGGAACUUCCUUCUUUUUUUUAACCUGGACUCUAUUUUCCCAUUUUUUGUGUCAAAGUGACUGAUGGGAACAACAACGUUUGAAAUUGGUCCACUAUUGGUGCAACGUAAGUCAAUGGGCAAUGGAACGCCUUCAAAUUACAUCCACAAUAUUGUUUGUUGUGCCACUGACAAGCUCAGAUUAUUAUGAUUAUUAUGUCUGACAACAUUAUGGAAAGGAUUCGUACAGAGAUAGACCUUUUUGUUAAAGAGAGCGGGAGUCAAGUGCAGAUUUGAGUCACGCAUGCAUCACUUUGCGACAAGUAGCAUAUAAGAUGCUAACGAGAGACUUCUGUAAUGUCA